Mugil cephalus (flathead mullet) is the source of this 4011-nucleotide messenger RNA. It is a transcript of the gene eps8a, whose product is annotated as epidermal growth factor receptor pathway substrate 8a. Lineage: Eukaryota; Metazoa; Chordata; Actinopteri; Mugiliformes; Mugilidae. The record is from RefSeq and is a predicted model, not a curated record. Gene Ontology annotation, molecular function: actin binding. Gene Ontology annotation, biological process: regulation of Rho protein signal transduction; positive regulation of ruffle assembly; Rho protein signal transduction. Gene Ontology annotation, cellular component: vesicle; ruffle membrane; plasma membrane.
CAGUCACUACCUAGGGUUCAUCUUGCCUCGUCUCUGCAGCUGCUGCUGAUGCUUUUAUUUUUUUAACACGAUCCAAAGUCAAGUGUAGUUUCCACGGAGCCGCUGGAGCUGCUGUAGCCGAGGAGGAGCUCAGUGUGUCGGACACACGGAGCCGCCGGAGCCGCUGGUUUGUGCCAUGUUCUUCUGACCGCGCUGGGAUCCUGGAUGAAGACACACCUGCAGCAGACGUCCAGCCUGGACACCAUGAACGGAUAUGAAGUUCCAGCUUCGUCCUCGGGCGUCUUCACCUCCUACUCCUCUCACAUCAAUGGUUACGACUCUUCAUCUCCUCAUCCUCCUCUUCCUCCUGCAAACAAGACCAAGACCAAGACCAGUGCCAAAGCUCUCUACGAACAAAGGAAACACUUCACCAAGACCAGCAUCAACAGCCUCACGGACACGUCCCAGUACCAUGUGGAGCACCUCUCCACGUUCGUGUUGGACCGUAAAGACGGGAUGAUCACGGUGGAGGACGGGAUCAGACGUCUCCGUCUGCUGGACGCUAAAGGGAAGAUCUGGACUCAGGAGGUCCUGCUGCAGGUGGAGGAGAAGAUGGUGAGCCUGAUCGACCAGGAGAGUAAGAACGAGUUGGAGAACUUCCCCAUCGGGUCGAUCCAGCUCUGCCAGGCUGUGAUGAACGCCUGCAACUACGACUCCAUCUUGGCUCUGGUCUGUAAAGACUCGGGUCAGAACAAACCAGACCUGCACCUGUUCCAGUGUGACGACAUCAAGGCGACUCUGAUCCAGGCCGAUAUAGAAAGUGCCAUGAGUGAUGCCAAAGGAGGGAAGGUGAAGAAGAGGCCGGAGGCUCUGAGGAUGAUCCUGAAGAGUGACACCGUCAUCCCCCCGCCCCCCGCCGACCCCGCCCCCUUGCCUCCGUCGUCAUCUCCGUCCAAUCAGAUGGACCCUAAGGGCCGCGUGGCCGCUUGGUCGGCCUGGACCAAUGAGCAGCCAGACUACGAGCAGCCGUUCUGGGAGGACGAGGGUCCGGUGGAGAUGACGUCGGCCCGGGUGGACCGGGAGGUGCAAAUCCUGAACCACAUCCUGGACGACAUCGAGUUCUUUGUCACCAAACUCCAGAAGGCGUCGGAGGCUCUGAACGAACUGUCCCGCAGGAACAAGGCCAAGAAAGGGAAGAGGAAAGGUCCCGGAGAGGGCGUCCUGACGCUGAGAUCCAGACCCCCGGCCCAGGACGAGUUCAUCGACUGUCUGCAGAAGUUCAAACACGCCUUCAACCAGCUGGGGAAGCUGAAGGACCACAUCCAGAACCCCAGCGCCCUGGAUCUGGUUCACUUCCUGUUCAGUCCUCUCAGGCUGGUGAUCGAGUCUGCCAGCGUGGACGUGGCCCGGAGCGUCGUGGUUCCUCUUCUGACCAGAGACGCCAUCGAAUUCCUCCACGCCUCGGGGACGGCGGAGGAGAGACACCUGUGGGUGUCCCUGGGAGACGGCUGGACCAAGUCCAGGCUGGAGUGGCCGAAGGAUCACUACUUCCCUUCCUGUGUUCUCCGGUUCCGUGACGGCUGGGUUCCUCCAGAGCUGGACCAGGACGUGACCCGUUCUUCUGAGAGUCUCGCCGGUUCCGAGGACCUGAGGCUGAGGCUGGAGGACGAGGUGGCGCUGCAGAGGUUCCUCCCCCCUGAUGGGUACGCGCUCUCCAACUCCUCCUACAAGAACCUUCAGAUCCUGGAUCAGGACUCCCUGGCUGCUUUCAAACAGGCUGUGGGCCGGCGUUUAGACCGAGGUUUUGACACCGACGCCAGGAUCCCACAGAAAAUGUUUGCCAAAUCUAAAUAUGACUUUGUGGCGAGGAACAACACGGAGCUGUCGGUCCUCAAAGACGAGGUGGUCGAGGUUCUGGAUGACAGGAAGCAGUGGUGGAAGGUCCGUAACGGCGCCGGGGCGUUGGGCUACGUGCCAAACAACAUCCUGGAGAUCACCAGGGCGGUGGACAUGACGGGCCGAGGGGAACCCAUCUACAGCCACACCAUCCAGCUCAUGAUGCCAAAGAAGGAGUUUGAGUUGUUUAAGCAGUUACUGGGAGAGUUGAACGAGAAACAGACCACGCGGCCGGACUUCCUGCCCACUAGACCCACGGUGACUCCGAUGCCCCCGGCGCCCACCCAGCCCCCACCCAGGCCUCCACCCAAGGCCCCCCUGCCCACCACCAGGCUCCCCACGCCGCCCCAGCCUCCUCCAGCCGAGGAGCCGUCCAAGCCCGCCGUGUUCAGCCGGGAGGCCACGCCCACCGAGGCCGCCGGCGUCUCCAUGAGGGAGCACGGCCCCCAGAGACCAGACGCCAUCAGGAGGAAGUCCAACAUGGACGAGGUCCAGGACGAGCUGCUGCAUCGUCUGACUCUGGGUCGCAGCGCUCACAAGAAGUUCCAGCCUCCGUCUCGUAGCAGCAGCCUCUCGUCCAUCAACAUCACCUACGACUCGUCUCCGGACCAGGUCAAAGCCUGGCUGGAGGCCAAGGGCUUCAGCCCCGUGACCAUCACCAGCCUGGGCGUCCUCACCGGAGCUCAGCUGUUCUCCCUCAACAAGGAGGAGCUGAAGACGGUUUGUCCUGACGACGGAGCUCGAGUCUUCAGUCAGGUGACGGUUCAGAAAGCAGCGCUGGAGAAGAGUGCAGGCUCUGAGCUCCAGGAGAUCAUGAGGAGGCGGCAGGAGAAACUGGCAGUCAGCACCUGUGAUUCAGGGGUGGAGUCUUUUGAUGAAGGCAGCACCCACUGAGCUCCUCCUCCUCCUCCUCCUCCUCCUCCUCCUGCACCACCUCCUCCUCCUCCUCCACCUCCUCCUCCUGCACCACCUCCUCCUCCUCCUCUUCCUCCUCCUCCUUGUUGCUUUCUCUCCUUUCAAUCUGGAUCCUGCUCCUUCUUCUCAGGCGGAGGCUGAUCGUGCUGAGUUUGUGGAGAUCAUGAGACGUCGGCAGGAACUCCUCAGCUCACCUCCAUGAACCGACCGGACCGGACGGCCAGAACUCUGAGGGAACUCUGAGGGAACUGAAGGAACUCUGAGGGAACUUUGAGAGAACAUCUUUCUCUCAGAAUUAACGUUAGAGCUUCAGAGUCUCAGGUUUUUCUCGUCUUGUUCGUUCAGAGUCGAUGUUUCCUGACAUUUGAGCGUUAGGAUUAGAGCUGCAGAUCCACGCUCUAGUUCCUGGUUCCUGGUUCCUGGUUCCUGUCUCUGACUGAACGAGGUGAAAACCAUCGAGACACAGACGAGUUCCAGUAGAAGAGACGUUAACAGAGGUUUAUUUUAGUUUAGUUCGUCUUAAGAAGAAUAAUUAGUAUAAAUAUGAAUCAUUCAACUCAAUCGUCUGUGAUUUGUUAAUUAAAGUAGAAACGUUCAUCUGGUCCAAUCAGUUCAGACUUAUAGUCAGGCCCCGCCCACAGCAGCUCCCAUUGGUCGCCCUCACCACUGACUGCGUUACCAUGGAAACCGUCCACUGAAAGCUCCUCCUUCUGAGGAUUUCUGAUCCUUGAGACGCGUUGAUGAGACAAAUGUUUUUUUACUUCUACCUCGUCAGUCGCUGCCAUUUUCCUCGUCCUCAGGAAUUUAUUGAUCUGCUCCAAACAAAACAAAAGUGAACAAAUUUCCUUUUUGUUAUUAUUGUUGUUAUUUUUUUACAUUUUCCUGUUUCGUUCUGAAGUUUCAAACCUGAGCUACCGAAUGAAUGAAUGAAGUAAUGAGGAUAAAAUGAUGCUGAUGUCUGAUUGGUUCAUGCUGGUCAUGAGCUCAGACUCGUGAUGGAUGAUUAUGUUGGUGAUUAUGAUGUGUUUUCUAUAUAGUCCCAUGAUGAGCCGGUAGAGGAGGUGAGGAGGUCUGAUCAUGUCUGGAGACGAUCAGUGAUCGAUUGGCUCUGACUGACCUUUGACCUGUAGCUCACACUGAUGAUGAUGCUGCUCUGUGUCGUCUUCAUCGUGCCUUUUCCAUUUAAAUCUGCUCAUUCUGCAAUAAAAUGUCUGAAAAUCA